Messenger RNA from Theobroma umbraticum, 1444 nucleotides. Its product is annotated as RNA-binding (RRM/RBD/RNP motifs) family protein. Gene Ontology annotation, biological process: mRNA splicing, via spliceosome. Lineage: Eukaryota; Viridiplantae; Streptophyta; Magnoliopsida; Malvales; Malvaceae. Gene Ontology annotation, cellular component: catalytic step 2 spliceosome; precatalytic spliceosome; U2 snRNP. Gene Ontology annotation, molecular function: RNA binding. The record is from RefSeq and is a predicted model, not a curated record.
UCAAAAUCCAACAGGGCUUUGGGCAUUUGCAGUUGCUCGGAUGGCAGUGUUUCUGUCAUGUCAGUCGCCACUGUCUUCCUCCCUUCAACCUCCAAAACUGUCCACAAUCAACUCAAAACGCUCAAUCUCCAUUGCCCAUAUCCCCAAAACAUUCAGAACAAGCUACCCAUCUCUGACCCAUCAAACCAUUUGCUGUUCUAACUCCAGUUCUCAAUCAGAAUCCCAUAGUUCUACUUCAGCAGGAGUUUUCAUCAAAGGAUUGCCUCAAUCAACCGCUGAAGGACGUUUGAAGAGGGUGUUUUCACAGUUCGGGGAAGUUAAACAGGCAGUCCAUGUUGUCAGAGAAAGAGUAUCUAAGCAGUCCUUAGGAUCUGCUUUUGUUUGGUUCGAUGAGGAACAAUCGGCCCAGUUAGCCGUGAAGGAGAUGAAUGGAAAGUUUUUUGAUGGCAGGUUUAUUUUAGUUAAAAUUGCAACGCCUGGAUUGUCCAAAAAUCGGGGGAGGGCAACACCAUACAAAUUUUAAUGUUUGCCUCAUUGUAAAGCUUCUUUUUCCUGGAAAUCAUUCUGAGCCAAUAAAAAAGUAAGAAGCAUUUCACCUAGUGUCUGAUGCAACUAACAGCUUAAUUCAGUGCUUAGGGAAGCAUGGUGCAGUCUUUCACUUAUGGUUUCUGUUGAGAAUCAAAGAGAUUUUUGUUGUGUCUACCUUUACCUCUAUGAAUAUUUGUUACUCCAAUCUGUCUUUAUCUUCAAUAACAAAUGAAAAUUUCAGUGAACAGAUUACAAAAGUGCAAAAGACCACAUAACCAUUUCAGCUGAAAGGUUAACCUGAUUUAAAAAAAUAGAGUAAUGAGUUACUCAAACCACAUAACCAUUUGAGUUUAAAGCAUAAAAUGGGGUUUUUCAUUAACUACCUUGUUGACCAUCAUGUCUUACAAUGAUUUAAUCAAGGUUUGGAUAAAGGUCAGGGUGUCAAAUCCCACAUUUUGAGUUUCCAUCAGUAGGUGUAGUCAUAACAAAUACUUUGGGAUACUUCCAAUCUCGAAGACUAGCUUUAUUAUUAUUUAUAUUGAUUUGCAUUCCCGAAUUACAAUGACGGAUUUAAAAUUUUACAUGCGAAGUGAUUAAAGAGUAAUUAUAAAAGCAAUUAUAUUAUAUAUAUAUAUUAAGUUAUAUAUAUAUAAUCUUAAAAAAAUAAAAAAUUUGAGAGUGACGGUUGUCAUCAGUCCUCCUUGCUCUGCGAUCUGAAUAUCUUUAUAAUUAACAAAUUAAAAGAAAAAAAAAAGGGAAGAAAAGCUUAUAUUAAGACACCAAUUACCAAUAAACAUGAUGAUUGUUUCAUGGUACCUUAAAGGAUAGUGAUUUUUGGUUUUUGGAGCAUGAAACAUGAUGAUAUUACUAGUUAUGAUUUAAUUUCUUUCGUACUUUUUCCCUAUAUUAGGCUAAG